AUGCCGUCGACUCACCCCUUGAUCGCCUCUGAUGAUGCCAGCCGCCCAAAUAACCUGUCCCCGACCCUCUCAUUUGUCAAGGGCGGGAAGCGUAAACGUCUCAGCAAGGCUUGCGACGCGUGCCACAAGAGCAAACGGAGAUGCGACGGCACAGCUCCCUGCAGUAACUGUUACUUCGCGUCCAAGACAUGCACCUACACCGACUCCUCAGGCCGCCCUGUGCCCGCACCACGCAGCGCCCACACCGAACGGCAGGUGGUCGCAGGAUCGGACAUUCCCACGUUGCGCCAGACAUUCGAGCCCGCACACUCGCCCACGGCCAUGCCGGUCCCGCCCCAGCUGCCGCCAGCAGAACGUAUCGCCGCAGUCAAGAAGAGCCGCGCCGCUGGGAGCAGUACGACUAGCCCCACCAGCACCUCCGCGUCUUCGCCGACGCUCGAACAGGUCACUCCUCCGCGUUCGCAGCUCCUCAGCGAGCCUGACACCACGAACGAGCUCGUGAACCUAUUCUUCGGGCACUGCAACCCGCACCGGAUGAUCCUGCACAAGCCGUCGUUCUCGUCCGCACUGUCACACUACGCGCUGCCCGAGUACCUCGUGCUCGCCGUUUGUGCGGUCGCCGCACCACUGCACAAGAGCGUGUCUGCGCGUGCGGCCCAUGCGCGCAUCGCAGGUGUGCCGUUCUACAACGAGGCCGUCGCGCUCAUGUUCGACAACGCGGGCCGCCUGCUCAGCGAGCCGACGGUCGCGACUGCACAGGCACUCUGCCUGAUGGAGAUGCACGAGGUCGCCGCGAGCCACUCGUGGACGAAGCACUACAAAUAUUUUGACCUCGCACUGCGCCUCUUGGAAGAGUCACUCGAGGUGCACAAGCCGGACGACGAGGUGCAGCACACGCCGUCCUCGCCGUCAGUCGACUUAUACAUCGAGCGUGAGUGCGCGCGGCGGUGCUUCUGGCUGAUCCAGGUGAUGGGCUGGAUCAACGGGAUUUACACGUACCGCCCGAUGCGCCCGAGGAGCGUGCAGCUCAUGGAGUCAAUUCGCCUGCCGGUGGACGAAACGACGUUUGAGCUUGCGGCGCAUUGGAGCGCGGCGACGAAGGAGUUCUUGCAUGCGCCUGCACCGAGGACGCGGUAUGCGUCGCAGUUCGGGCACGUGUGCCGGAUAUUGUCCAUCUAUGCGAACGUGCAAGCGGUCGUAGCUAUGAGCGAGAGCGAACAGCGCGCUACCGCUCUUCGAGAGAGCACACGAACGUUGAACGCAUGGAUCCAGUCGCUCCCGGCACAUCUGCGGUUUUCGGAGGAGAACGUCGAGAAGCAGGAGGAAAUGUUUGGGAUGAGCUCCAACACGGGCGCAUGGUGCUUCUUCUUCAUGCACGCGCUCUACCCGUGCUGUUACCUCGCCGUCCUCGAGGGCGAAGGUAGACUGGGCGAGCCCAUUCCAUGGGUGCGCGAUCGGCUAGGCACGAUCUUCAAGGCGACGGGCACGCGGGCCAAGAAUACUAUCCUGUCGGCGUGUGUGCUCUGGUCGUACAGCAAGUAUCACCCCGACGACGAGCAGCUCCACAGGUGGGACCGCGACUUUGAGCGGGUGUGGGGAUUCAGCGUGACGGUGGUCGCGAAUCAAUGGAGACAGGCGCAAACGCUGGAACGUGCCCAGGCGGCGGCCUCGAAAGCCUCCGCGAACCCGUCGCAGCGGGAUGCGGUGCCGCCGGCUUCGACUGAUUAUAAUGGUUCGCAGCCCGGCGGCACGAUUGAGACCCAAGCGCACGGAGAUACGGGAGCAGAACGCCGAGCCGACGGCGCGUCAACACAGACUUCGAAUGCGCGUGCGAGUACGGGAGCGAGCAAUCAGCGGAAUGCAUUCCCGGCAGACGCAGAGCAGAUCGUCCAGGCGCCGCUGUUGAGAAGCGGGACUAACUUGCCGUCGCUCAAGGCAAGCGGCCUGCUCGACUCGUGGAAGCCGCCAUCAGAGGCGUUUGCGAGCGCGUUGUCGCUUUCGGGACAGGCGCCGCCGGCGCGGGAGAAUGAUCGGAAUGCAGUCGCAGUGAGCACGCUGCUCAACCCCGAGGCGCAGCCGGUACGGACGAAUGCAGUGGCCGCAUCGAUGAUGCCUGUCGGGCUUGAUUGGCUGGAGAAUGAGGUGUGA
Laetiporus sulphureus 93-53 is the source of this 2148-nucleotide messenger RNA. RefSeq lists its product as uncharacterized. Gene Ontology annotation, biological process: regulation of DNA-templated transcription; DNA-templated transcription. Bases 1 to 2148 code for a protein of 715 amino acids. Lineage: Eukaryota; Fungi; Basidiomycota; Agaricomycetes; Polyporales; Laetiporaceae. Gene Ontology annotation, cellular component: nucleus. The record is from RefSeq and is a predicted model, not a curated record. The transcript has 13 exons. Gene Ontology annotation, molecular function: zinc ion binding; DNA-binding transcription factor activity, RNA polymerase II-specific; DNA binding.